UAUAAAACGAGACGGAUGAGUGAGCUGCAGUCUUACCAAGCAUUCCAGACGUUUGAUCGGUGGUGCAGGAGCACAGACGAUUCCAGAAGAUUCUCUCUCAACAAAGCAGCGUCACGUGACCACAGUAGCCUACAAAGACGCUGGGCUUAUAUUUGUGUAUACAUUACUCGGUUUGACCCAUUUCCUUUCUGCAAAUGCUCAAGGCUCUCUGCGGGACUGAGACGGCCAGAGAAGGACAGGGAAAGCAGGAGCGAAGAGGGUGAUAUCGAAAGCAUUUGUUUCCUGAAGCAGGCGUCAUUCGUGUCCUCACGCUGGGGAAGUCAAAACGGACACGUCUCAACCCCUCCUGCCCUUUACGUUCUCUAACCUCUCAAGUCCUCCGGAGGAUCCGUCAACGGGCUUCAGUCAUGCACCUGAAAACCAUGAAGUGCAACCCUUUCUGCCUUAUCGCUUCCUUAGAGGAUCUGGAUAUGUUUAACAGACCCGAAGAGAGGGCUAGUUUUGAGGAUCUAUUCCGUGCCUUUGACCGAAAUGUCACCUUCCAGUUCUUCAAGAGUUUCCGUCGGGUGAGGAUAAACUUUACCAAUGCUCUGGCCGCUGCGGAGGCAAGAGCAAAACUCCACAAAAGUGACUUCAACGGCAGGGAGGUGCGACUCUAUUUUGCCCAGUCUGUGCACAUUGGCAGUCCACACCUGGAGCCUCCUAAACCAGAUAAGCAGUUCCUCCUGUCCCCUCCUCCGUCACCUCCUGUGGGUUGGGAGCAGGCAAAGGACGCCACACCUGUCAUUAACUAUGACCUUCUGUGUGCCAUCUCCAGACUAGGGCCAGGUGAAAAGUAUGAGCUCCAGCCAGGAACUCCCACCACUCCCAGCGUGGUUGUUCAUGUUUGCGAGAACGAUCAAGAAAGCUCAGGAAAUGAGGAGGAUAUGGAUGGUUGCAGACGUCCACGUCCAAAAAUCAUCCAGACCCGUCGUCCAGAAUAUACAGUCACGCAGUGAUCCUAGGCAACCUCUCAUUGUGCCAUAAUCUUUGCUUUACUAUCACAAGACCCUCUGGGGGAUCUGCAGAGGCACGCAGUUGGUUCUCCAGACCACUAGAGGACGCCUUAAGACAGAACCUCAUCCCUGUGGAGAGAGACAU
Messenger RNA from Rhinichthys klamathensis goyatoka, 1140 nucleotides. It is a transcript of the gene rcan1a, whose product is annotated as regulator of calcineurin 1a. Gene Ontology annotation, cellular component: nucleus; cytoplasm. Gene Ontology annotation, biological process: calcium-mediated signaling. Lineage: Eukaryota; Metazoa; Chordata; Actinopteri; Cypriniformes; Leuciscidae. Bases 408 to 998 code for a protein of 196 amino acids. The transcript has 4 exons. The record is from RefSeq and is a predicted model, not a curated record. Gene Ontology annotation, molecular function: calcium-dependent protein serine/threonine phosphatase regulator activity; nucleic acid binding.